Messenger RNA from Sinocyclocheilus grahami, 3637 nucleotides. Its product is annotated as gamma-glutamyltransferase 7. Gene Ontology annotation, cellular component: plasma membrane. Gene Ontology annotation, biological process: glutathione catabolic process. The record is from RefSeq and is a predicted model, not a curated record. Gene Ontology annotation, molecular function: glutathione gamma-glutamate hydrolase. The coding region runs from base 65 to 2062 and encodes 665 amino acids. The transcript has 15 exons. NCBI's taxonomy places the organism in Eukaryota, Metazoa, Chordata, Actinopteri, Cypriniformes, Cyprinidae.
CAGUGCUAUGAUUUUCCAGCUUAAUGAAUUGCGCUGAAUUCCAGUUGGUGAUUUCAGGUAAAUCAUGUACACUCCGGCAGCCGAUACGGGAGUGACGGUGGUGGAGAAGGAUGCGGCUCUGAGCAGUGCGUACUCACCUGUGGACUACAUGAGCAUCACCAGCUUCCCUAGACUACCAGAAGAUGAUGUUUCAGCCGACAACACUCUCAAAUCACGCAGAGAUGAUGAUAACUUCCUCAGUGAGCAGGACACAGACCCUGAUCUGUUCCUGAAGUCAGCCCGACUGCAGCGGCUGCCCUCCUCUGCCUCAGCCAGUCGGGACGUCUCUCCACUGAGAGAGACCAGCAGAGAUCCGCUAGCACAGGAUUGUGCCUGCACACGUGACGGGCUGACCGUCAUCAUCACCGCCUGCCUGACCUUCGCCACGGGGGUCACCGUAGCCCUCAUAAUGCAGAUCUACUUUGGAGACCCACAGGUGUAUAAUCAAGCCGCGGUGGUGACGGAUGUGGCCCGCUGCACGUCUCUGGGCUUUGAUGUUUUGGGCAAACAGGGGUCCAGCGUUGAUGCCGCCAUAGCCGCUUCAUUCUGCCUGGGCAUCAUCCAUCCCCACACCUCGGGCAUCGGCGGUGGUGGCGUGAUGCUGGUCCAUGACAUCCGCAGGAACGAGAGCCGGGUCGUUGACUUCCGCGAGACGGCACCCUCCAGGAUUCACCAGGACAUGAUGCUGCAUGUUAAUCAAAGGUCAGGUCUGUUAGUGGCUGUUCCCGGCUUGAUCAGUGGACUACAUCAAGCUCAUCAGCUCUAUGGAAGAAUGGCCUGGAAAGACGUCAUCUCUAUGGCCGCAGAUGUGGCAAGGAAUGGAUUCAAUGUGACGCAUGAGCUGGCUGAUGCGCUGUCUGAAGUGAAGGAGCAGAAUGUGUCGGAUGCAUUCAGAGAUCUGUUCCUGCCGAACGGUCAGGCUCCCCUCGCGGGACUCUUCACUAAACGCCUGGAUUUAGCUGCCGUUCUGGACAGGAUUGCAGCCAAUGGAGUCUCAGAGUUCUACAGUGGGAAUCUGACUCAGGAAAUUACAUCGGAGGUUCAAGCUAAAGGAGGUGUGUUGAUGGAGGACGACUUCAAAAACUACACCACUGUCAUACAGAAGCCACUGCAAAGCCUUUACCAGGGCUACCAGGUGUUUGUUCCUCCUCCACCCCACGCGGGAGCCGCCCUGCUGUCCGCUCUCAACAUCCUGGAGGGAUUUAACAUCACAAACCAGGUGUCCAGGAGCAACAUUUACCACUGGAUAGCUGAGUCUCUGAAGAUUGCUUUGUCUCAAGCCAGUGGACUGGGAGACUCCAUGUUCGAUUCAUCGGUUUCUGAGUUGGUGACGCAGAUGCUCAGUAAAGGCCAGGCUGAUGCGCUCCGGCAGAAGAUCAGUGAUUCACAGGCAUCUCCGGCCGAGCACUACACGCCGUCAUACGAGCUGCAGGAAGGCGCUGUGGCCAGCCAGCUCAUGAUCAUGGGCACCGAUGACUUGAUCGUGUCUGUUAUGAGCUCUCUAAACCGGCCAUUUGGAAGCCGCAUUGUGACACCCUCUGGGAUUCUCCUGAACAGUCAGAUGCUGGACUUCUCUUGGCCCAACAAAACCCACAGCGCUGCAGCUUACAAUCAGCGUAACAGCAUUGAGCCGGGCAAGAGGCCGGCCUCGUUCUUGACGCCGAUCGCGGUGAGGCCGUCCAUCGGUCUGUGUGGCACAUACGUCGCACUGGGCUCCUCUAACGGCGAGCGGGCGCUGAGCGGCAUCACGCAGGUUUUGAUCAAUGUUUUGUCAUCACGUAAUAACAUGAGUGACAGCGUGUCCUACGGCAGACUGCAUCCUCUCAUCCAAAACAACACCCUGCUGGUGGACUCUAAUUUUGCUGAGGCGGAUGUGAAGUCUCUGAUGCAGAAGGGUCAUGAUGUGUGUAAGGUGGACAUCAUCUCACUGGUAGAAGGGACCCGGAGGACCAAUGACCUGAUCAUCGGUGUGAAGGACCCUCGCAGCACUGAUGCCUCUGCGCUGUCCAUGUCCAUGCCCUAGAUUCACACACACACACACACACACACACUCUGUGCUACAAAGCUGUUUGUGCACUAAUUGGGGACGUUAUGAGGUUAACAAGUUCCAAGGAUAGAGUUGAUAACCAAAAUAGGUGGACAGUGUCCGGUAGAUAGAAAUGAGCCGCUCCCUGCUACCCCACCACAAAAACAGCAACAUACACACACACACACACGCAAUGAUGACAAAUUGUAAAAGACAGCUGUUUUUGUUGUUGUUGUUUUUUUACCUCAAAGGGUACCUCACUGCUCCUUUAACUGGUUAACGGUUCCAACACAUAUAGUAUGUGUCAAAACAUUUGGACAUACCUGCUCUUUAUUUAUUAUAUUUUCAAAUUAUAUUUGAUAUUUUCCUCAUUAUGGAAUUAUAGUAAAGCAAUUAUAACGGUGAAAUAACACAAAAGAAAGUGUGCAAAAUAUGUAGUGACCAGAAAAUGUCAAACAAAUCAACAUAUUUAGCUUAUUCAGUCGCCAGCCUUCAUCUAGAGUUCAGCUGAGCACACUUCUCUUAAAAAACCUCACGUGGAGCAUCUUGUGCUUAAGUAAAAUAAACAGUACUGAAGGUGUUUCUUGUGUGCUGGUCAUCUGCUGGCUGCUUUUCCUUAACUCAUAAGAUCAUAAGGAACAAAUUCAGUCAAGUGUGUCCAAACUUUAACUAGUACUGUAUAGUUUUGUAUUAGCCUCUUCAUUAUCAUAAUUAGUAGUUCCUUCAGGGUUGUGUAGGAUUAUGCCAUAUGCGAAUUGGAGGUAGAUAAAGGCAAAUUAAAGGAUUUUUUUCAUAUCUUGCAAGACCUUGCAAGGUCUCUUGAAGUCUUCAUGAAGAAGUAUCUUCACAAAUGUGAGUAAAUGUUACUUGAAGUGAAUGUUACAUGAAUAAUUUCUCCAGUUUACGAAUGAAUGAUUGUACAUAUUAUAUAAUGAUUAAUGAGGGUUGGGUGGUAACAAAAUAGUAACUAUAUGGUCUUAUUUUAUUAGCCGAUCAAACCCUCCUGGAAUCAUUAAGGAAAUGGUCUAAAAUGAAUGAAGCCGAGAGAAUGCCAGUUGUAAAAUGGUAAUAUAGAAACUAAUAUGCUCUCAGAUGCGGUUUAAUAUAUGCCAUGAUUAUUACCUUUUACAGUUGUAUUUUGAAUUGUGGAUGUCAGUUUCUUGAUGUAUAUAAUUGUAUUGCAUUUUCUCUUCGGUGUGGAAACGGUAAAAUAAGUUUUAGUUUAUGCACAUAUUUCUGAGAGAUGAUCAGCUGAUUAUUUAAAAGUGAAGUGAGCUUCCUGUUUAUAGGCACAAUUGGUAUUUUCUGCCACAACUGAAUAUUAUUGCACUGUAACAGCACCAUUGUGUUUAGUAGCUUUGCAAUGACGGUGAUUACGAUGGAGAAUUAAUAUGCAUAUGUAGUGUAGUUUCUUUGCAUUAUUUCCAAACUCAUUCAUUUCAGAAUGCAGGAGUCCUUGAGAUGUAAAAAGCUGGAAGGACUAAAGAUAUUUCAUAUGAGUGAAAGUUUAGAAUAAAAUUGAACACAAUUAUUUAUAAGUGUAAAACGUAAGCAUAUUAAAAAAACAAUAAA